AGCCAACCCCUGCUGUUGUAAUGUAAAGCUGGUAGUAUCCUGGUGUACCGCUGUAAAGAAUCCGCUGAAAGGACCCGCUUUGAAUACAUCGGUGCCUCCAACUUAAUUAUUUCCUGCAUCGGAGAGAUUCCGCACCCACAUUACGCAUGGAAUGGUUUUGGGGGGAUUGGAGUAGAAAUGCAGCGCCGCACUUCCAGCCCACAACAAGAACCAUGCCCAGCUUACAUUGCAAGCAAAUCUAUGACAUCCUGUUUUAUCCGUUAUGACUUUGAUAUGAGUGAAUUUUGCUCGGAUACCGACGAGGAGUGAAGAAGACACACACAGCAGACAAGCUUAAGGACGCUGUUUACGCUGCAGACGCCUGUGUACCGAAAACCUCUGCAUUUAGGAUUUUUUUUUUCUUUGAUGGAGCUGGAGAACAUAGUAGCCAACACUGUACUGCUAAAAGCGAGAGAGGGUGGAGGAGGAAAGCGGAAAGGGAGGAGUAAAAAAUGGAAGGAGAUCCUUCGCUUCCCCCAUAUAAGCCAGUGCACUGAGCUCGGAAACAGCAUCGAGAGGGACUAUGUCUGCAUCUGUGAGAAACAGCCCAUUGGACGGCUUCUCUUCCGUCUUUACUGUGAGACCAGACCCAAACUGCAACGAUGCAUCCAGCUACUGGACGCAAUGGAAGACUAUGAGGUGACACCUGAUGAAAAAAGAAAAAGCAGAGGAGACCAGAUCAUCAAGACUUUUCUCUCAAAACAAUCACCUCAGCGUGUAGACAUAGCAGAGGUUUUUGCAGACCAGUGCAGAGAGAACCUCGAGCUCAGUCCAUGUAAGGAGAUCUUCAGCAACUGCCGCAAGGCCGUUCAUGACUACCUGAGUGGAGCUCCGUUCGAGGACUACCAGAACUCCAUGUACUUUGACCGGUUCCUGCAGUGGAAGAUGCUGGAGAGGCAACCAAUCACUAAAGACACGUUCAGGCAGUACCGAGUGCUGGGGAAGGGGGGAUUCGGAGAGGUGUGUGCCUGCCAGGUCAGAGCAACGGGGAAGAUGUACGCCUGCAAGAAGCUGGAGAAGAAGAGGAUAAAGAAGAGGAAAGGAGAGUCGAUGGCACUCAACGAGAAGCAGAUUUUAGAGAAAGUCAACAGUAGAUUUGUUGUGAGCUUAGCGUACGCAUAUGAGACCAAAGACGCUCUGUGUCUGGUGCUGACCAUCAUGAACGGUGGAGACCUGAAGUUUCACAUCUACAACAUGGGCACGCCGGGCUUUGAUAAAGACAGGGUCCAGUUUUAUGCUGCUCAAAUCUGCUGUGGGCUCGAGCAUCUCCACAGGGAAUGUAUCGUCUACAGGGAUCUGAAACCGGAGAAUAUCCUGUUAGAUGACAAUGGACACAUCCGUAUUUCUGACCUGGGGCUGGCCAUCAAAGUGCCUGAAGGAGAGCACAUCAGAGGCAGGGUGGGAACUGUGGGUUACAUGGCUCCGGAGGUGAUAAACAAUGAAAAGUACGGCAUGAGUCCUGAUUGGUGGGGGCUGGGCUGUCUUGUUUACGAGAUGACCGCCGGACGAUCGCCUUUCCGCGCCCGCAAAGAGCGGGUGAAACGGGAGGAGGUGGAGAGGAGGGUGCAGGAGGAAGAGGAGGAGUACAACGACAAGUUUACAGAGGACACUAAGGCCAUCUGUAGAAUGCUGCUGACCAAAGACCCUAAGCAGAGGCUGGGGUGCCAGGCGGACGGAGCAGCGGGUGUCAAGGCCCACUCGUUCUUCAAAAACAUCAACUUCAAGAGGCUGGAGGCUGGGAUAGUGGAGCCUCCCUUUGUGCCUGAUCCUCGAGCAGUGUACUGUAAGGAUGUGUUGGACAUAGAGCAGUUCUCCACAGUCAAGGGAGUAAAUUUGGACCAAACUGACAAUGACUUCUACUCCAAAUUUGCUACAGGCAGCGUUUCCAUCCCAUGGCAGAAUGAGAUGAUAGAAACUGAAUGUUUCAGAGAUUUGAAUGUGUUUGGGCCUCAAGGGACCAGACCUCCAGAUCUGGACUGGAAUCAGCCACCAGAGCCGCCCAGACGCAGCCUGCUGGACAGGAUCUUCAGGAGGCAUCACCAAGACGUGUCUAUUUCCCACAGCCGUGUGCAGUCUUCCAGUGUAAACUCUGUGGACUCCAUGUCCAACUCUGCCCCCUAGUGGCACAUCGACAGUGUGGGAGCCACACACACAGACACACAAAGGGAAGGAGCUCUGAGGGGCUUCCCCGCUGCUGAUUGGCCCACAGGCGGGGGCCUGAGCAGCAGCCGGAGACAGCCUGUCUAAAAGCCUAAAUG
Messenger RNA from Seriola dumerili (greater amberjack), 2297 nucleotides. RefSeq names its product G protein-coupled receptor kinase 5-like (gene grk5l). Gene Ontology annotation, molecular function: ATP binding; G protein-coupled receptor kinase activity. Lineage: Eukaryota; Metazoa; Chordata; Actinopteri; Carangiformes; Carangidae. Gene Ontology annotation, cellular component: cytoplasm. Bases 406 to 2160 code for a protein of 584 amino acids. The record is from RefSeq and is a predicted model, not a curated record. The transcript has 16 exons. Gene Ontology annotation, biological process: signal transduction; regulation of signal transduction; protein phosphorylation.